AUGGUUGAGGUCACGAGUUGGAUUCCGCACGCCGUAGUGGAGACACUGCGCGAUCGCUCCGCGCAGCCCGUCAUCGCUUGGCUCACAGCGAUUCGCGGGGCCACGGAGGAAUACGACCCGAUGGUGGUGGUCCGGCCGCCGUCUGCGGCGUCGCAAGAGUCCGAGGCGGACUUCGCCUUCAACGAGAUACUAUCGCAGCUGGGCAAGGAGAUAUACAAGCUAGAUGAGUACCAGAGACACCUCGCUCCGUCGCAGGCGCAGAUAUCGCACAGCAUCCUCGACAUCUUCGACGAGUGCCUAGAGGACAUGAGCUUGCCGGAACGGCCAAAGAUGGAAAAACUUAAUAGUGAAUCUCAACCUGUGACGAGCACGCCUAAAAGCGACCUUUCUUCCGAACCGCCACCCCUCCCGCCGCGGAAAGUGACAGCUUACGACAACACCGUUAGCGGAAGACUGUCGCAGUCGUCGGACAGCGAUUCGGAGAGCACGAUAUGGAGCUACAAGGAAUGCGAUCCGGAGGAGGUGAAGAAGGACACCUACGCGGCCGUCUGGUCGCACUCGACCGGCUACCACAACUCGGACGACAUACUCCGCAGGGUGCUGUCCCGCGCGGAGCGGCGCGCGACGAUAUCUCGCCUGUCGUUCGACACGGCGAGCGACUUUUCGCCACCUUCGUUCUCCGUGUACGCGCUGCACGAAAGCGACAGGUGCUCAGUCGCCGAUAUGACGCCGGACAAGCCGUGCGACGACGGCUACGAGCCGGUGCGCGACGCGAUCACGGACGAAAACAUUUACGAGGAGAUCGAGUACGGGUACAGUUACACGGACGAAGGGUGCUCGUGUGGCGGCAGUGGCGAGGUGGACAGUUUGAUAAGUGCCAGUUCGGGGCUGAGUCGCGACAGUCCCUUGUACGCGAACUUGAGGGACAACGACGCGUACGCCAUACCGCCGGAUGUGAUCUUCUGGAAAAACUCGCUCUUGGAUCCCUUUUGCAACGAAGAUGAGGAGGACGAGUGGAUCACCCCAGAAGAAUGCGAAGUAUACUCAAGGGAGCGAAGGCCGCCCCUCGUCAUCCCAAGAAUCACGCAGUACCGCCCGCCCAGACGAGAUCAGCGGCAGCAUUAUCAAGAGACGCACAGCUUAAAAGACGUGCCAGACCAAUCAUGGAACUGGUCCCCGACUUCCGAAAGGAGUCGCCUUGGCGUCGAACUCAACUCCAGGUUACAAGACAGUCCUCCACUAUGGGUCAACAAGAGACUUGGUGGGUCAACCGAAAAUCUUUUGGCGGGGAACCGGCGUCCGAACCACCUGCAGCUCCCAGCCUCCUCGUCCGGAGACAGCCUGGACGUGGAGGUUCGGGAGAAGCCCGGGUACAAGAAGGAGAGGAAGUCCAGAUCAAUGGUGGCCACCAAGCACAAGAUGCAGCGUCCUCCUACGGCCUCGCCGCGGCCCUUAUAUCCACCGAUUGAGGCAACAGUACUUUACGAAGCGCCGGUAAAGCGUACAAAGUUUUCCGAGGGUGGCAAGAAGAGUAAGAAAAACUGGACGGAUUGCUAUAUGAUCCUCACACCGACGGCUCUAGUGUUUUAUAAGGACCAACGGACGUACUACGCUACGAAACUGCCCAAGCCGCUGAACGCUCCCCCCAGCCCCACCGCCCCGCGAGCAGAGCUAGUGUUGCCUCUGCUCAAUGCACACGUGCUGCAGUGCAUUCAGAUGCACACGAGACGAUUUACUCGUUCUCUGGUGCUGACGGUGGAACACGACCAGUACCUCCUUCAAGAUGAAACGGAAGAAGGUGCCAAACGGCUUCUUAAAUGCAUCCAGAAUGUUAUUUAUAAAUUGGGUCCACCAGCGCUAGACGAUCGACCGAGUCCCCAAUACCAAAGCAGCAAUACCGACUUGGAAAGCCUCGGACGAACUCCGCCUGUCUCGCGGCACGCCACUAGGAACAAACAAAAAACCGGAGGCAGUAGCAAUGAGGAUCUUAGUGACUCGACGGAAGUGUCGAUUCACAAGUCUCACGUCCGAAGUAGACUGAAGAAGUUCUUUGCCAAACGGCCGGCCAUGGAGGUACUCGUCAAGAAAGGCAUCUACAAAGAUGAACCGGUUUUUGGCCGCGAGUUGGAAGAGGUAUGUCCCACGACCGGUCCCCGUGUCCCCGAGUUCGUCAAGGCGUGUGUCCGGGAGAUCGAGAGCAGUGAGGAGAAUAUGUGCACAGAUGGGCUGUACCGAGCGAGCGGAAACCUAAGUCAAGUUCAGAAGAUCAGGCUUGAGGUGGACCAGAACAAUUUCUCUGUGAUAGAGAACACCACGGACAUCCACGUGCUGACGGGUUCGCUGAAGCUGUUCUUCCGGGAGCUCAAGGAGCCUCUCAUCCCUUGUUCGAUGUUCGAAAGGGUUCUUGCGGCGUGCUCUAUUCGACCGAGAGAAGCAAGAAUCAAAGAGUUCCGGGAUGUUGUGCAGGCGCUGCCUCAAUGCAACCGGGAUACGUUGAAAUUUAUACUCGAACAUUUAUUAAAAGUAACCGAAUACAGCGAACGCAACAGAAUGCACACAGCGAACCUCGCCAUCGUCUUCGGCCCCACUCUGUUGUGGGCCAAGGACCUGGGCAACAUCGCCGUCGACUGCAUCCAACAGAACAACGUCGUCGACAUCCUGCUGAACGACUACAAGGAGAUCUUCGCCGAGGACAACACAAAGGGCAAGAAAAAGGCGUGA
Leptosia nina is the source of this 2721-nucleotide messenger RNA. NCBI's taxonomy places the organism in Eukaryota, Metazoa, Arthropoda, Insecta, Lepidoptera, Pieridae. The record is from the annotation of a GenBank genome assembly.